Molecule: messenger RNA, 10482 nt
Organism: Anneissia japonica
Lineage: Eukaryota; Metazoa; Echinodermata; Crinoidea; Comatulida; Comatulidae
Product: helicase with zinc finger domain 2-like
Exons: 29
Coding region: 358-9168 (2936 amino acids)
Molecular function (GO): RNA nuclease activity; 5'-3' DNA helicase activity; RNA binding
Source: RefSeq, a predicted model, not a curated record
GGAAACCAGAUCUACAUUUUGAGAAAUUUACGCCUAGGCCUACGUUUUGAUAAAUUAGACACUGAAUUUUGCAAUUACAUUUUGAUUUUAACAUGGACUUUUGCUGCUUAUGGCAUCCCAUAAAGGCCUACUUGGAGUUGCACUGGAAUAAAAAUACAUCAGUAUCAAUUCAAAUUUAAUAACGAAUACAGUAUAUAUUUCGUAACAUCAAAUAGUGAUUAUUACACAGUAUAUAUGACAAUAUGUGAAGACUGGGUGCCAGGAAGGCCAGACUCAUGACGAUGGGAGCACUCAGAAAAGAAGUUGCAGUUUGAAACUCUCCAUGUCUUUGUUCUCUAUAUUUUUUGAGCAGAUAAGAUGUUUCAGGAAAUGAUUAGGCAGUUGGUAAACUAUGUAUACCCCACCAAUGAAGCCACAACGGAAGAAGAUAAUUGGAUACCAAGAAAUCAGCUAGAAUAUGCUAGAUCAAACCCAACAAAAACUGCUAAGAAGAAAAGUAGAAGUAGAAGAACAGGCAAGACUCGUAAAGUGGCCGUAACUUCGCCCCCUCUAGCAACCAAUCGGCAAUCAGAAGCCAGACGUGCGUCCAUAAAGUCUACGAACGAUGGAUUUUGGACACAACCCAAGACCGUCGAAAUCCGUAGCAAACCACAGAUUUUGAAAGCGAAACCACAAUCUCAAGCUAGAGGUGCGUCCAUAAAGUCUACAAACGAGGGAGUAGGGACACAAUGCAAUACCGUGAAAACCUGUAACAAAGCACAGAUUUCAAAAGUCGAGGCAGAUAAACCUAAACCACAAUCUAAAGCAAGAGGAGCGUCCAUAAAAUCCACGAACGCGGGAGUAUGGACACAACCCAAGACUGCACAGCUUUCGAAAUGUGAGGCAUAUAAAACCAAACAGCAAUCUGGACGAAAGUGUUUGUCUGUUAAUUCUACGCAUGAUGUAGUUGGGCACACGGGAGUAUGGACACAACCCAAGACUGCACAGCUUUCGAAAUGUGAGGCAUAUAAAACCAAACAACAAUCUGGACGAAAGUGUUUGUCUGUUAAUUCUACGCACGAUGUAGUUGGGCAACAACGUAAGGUUGUCGAAAGCCGUAAUAAAACACAGAGUAUGGCCAAAAGUAAGGCAGCUAAAAGUAAGAUGGAAACAUCAAAUGGAGGUAAAUCAAUCCUUUGGAAUUCAAAAACAUCACUAUCAAAAAUACCAAGUAAAACGUCGUGGUGUUCAUACUGUAAGGAAACAUUGAAUACUGACAUCGAGGUAGAGCUGCAUGUUAUCAGUAUUCAACACAAAGUUAAGGUGAAUUCAGACAGCGAUAGAGAAUGGCGUCGACGCAAACCGCCGUUGAAUGUACUAAAUGGAGAUUACAAGAUGUGUGAACGGUCGGCAACGUGUAAACGAGUAACAACCUGCACACAAGCGCACAAUGAAUACGAGCUUAAUGAAUGGAAAGAACGCUAUGAGUAUCGUAUGAAAAAAAUGCGACAGUCAUUUCAAGAACUGUCUUCAGUAAUUAACUAUGACUACAACUUUGAUAAUUCUCUAUUGAAAGAUAACAUUGAUGGUGUAGAAUGCAAAGAAAACGGCAAAGUUAACAGAAAAAUCGAUGCAACUGAAAGGAUCAACAAAAAAUUCACGUGCACUUUCAAGUUUAUUAUAAAAUGCACGGGAGAAAAAAAAAUGAAACGUGUUUUUCUGCUUCAUGAUGAGCACAGAGAUAAUUUCUACUUCACCCAGCCUUUGGAAGAAGACAAGCCCCAAAUCUGCCCAGGAAACAAACUACUUGAGGACGAUUAUGUGACGUGCAGAGUAUCUGUUAAGUUUGUAUCAUUCAGUACCGGGCAUUUUGAUCAAUGGGUAAUAUUCGAUCUAGGACAGAAUUUUUACCUGAAGAGAGAAAUUUCUGUUCACGUUGGACUAAAAGAUGAUGUUGAUAUACCCAUGAACCGUGAUAGUAUUCAGCUUAACAGUUCGCCAUGGGAAGAUGUUAUACCAUUUGAGGAAAAACCUGACUUUCAGAAAAAGUUACUAAACAAUGCAAAAUCAUUCAAGCCAAAAACAACUGAUGAUAAACUUCUGAAAGAGAAACUUUCAGAAAAUAACUACAAAAUGAUGAUGCACAGGUUUAUAGACAUAGAAGAACGAGAACAGCAAACGAUAAUUGAAAGGUUGAAUCUUAAAACGAAGAUUUGCUUUACUGAUAAAAUCCAAACCGAUUCUACAGGGGCCUCAAAUAUGAUAAUAGCUCAAGGAGGUGAACAGUUCGGCAAGAUAAAUCUUAAAAAUACAUUGGAUUUUGAUUCCUUGGCUGGCAUCUUAGUUCUUGAGUCAGUUAAUUCUGUGGCCUGUAGGUUUUACUCGAAUCCGACCAUGGCUUUUGAAGCUAAAAUUUACAAAGACGGCACUGUUGAUGGUCGUACCGAAGAGAACGUUUAUGUAUUAUUCAACGACAGAUGCGUAUCUGAGAUGAACCUAAAGGAUGGUAGCGAACAUGAAGCUGAAGUAAAAUUUCUCAUUGAUCGGAUACCAUUUGUGGAAAUGCAUUUCGCCAUUCAGAAUCUAAAGAAUAUGCAUUGCGUUUGGCCCAGAAAGUCAGAACAGCUAACGAUUGCCAAGGAUGGCUCAACUGAAUUAGACAAGUACCAGGAGACUGCUGCUAGAUUUAUUUGUUCGAAAAAAAUACGACACGAAGAAGCACCUUUGGUAAUAUGUGGACCGUUUGGUACCGGGAAGACUAGGGUGUUGGCAACAUCGGUUAAAAGGAUACUUGAACAAUCAGACGAUUCUCGUAUAUUAAUAUGUACACUGUCUAAUAGUGCGGCUGAUCUUUAUAUUACUGAUGGUAUACAAGAGGAAUCUGAUAAAUUUAUUAAGGCAAGCGAUGCUUACAAAAUUCUACGUGUUUAUCAGCCGAACAGACGCGUGUCCACAAUAUCACCACGCGUUAAGAAGCAUUGUUUAUUUGAAACUAAAAGUAAUCUUCGUGUUCCCGAGCGAGAUGAUAUUGAAAAGGCUAGAGUUGUCAUAUGCACCUUGGCAACUGCCAUUUAUUUGAUACCGCUGAACGUUAAAGGUUCUUUUACGCAUAUUCUUAUUGAUGAAGCUGGACAGGCUCUUGAGCCGCAGACGAUAAUGCCGCUAGCGUUAGCUGACGACAAAACGUGCGUAGUGAUAGCAGGCGACCAUUUACAGAUGAGCCCUAAGAUAUACUCCAAAUCAAGCAAAGAUGUCAAGUUUCAUAUAUCUCUACUAGAACGUCUGAAGAAAAUGGACAUGGCCAGUAGUGUCUUACUUCGACGCAACUACCGAACAUGUCGGCCGAUACUUGAAUUUCUAUCUACAUUCAUCUACGAAAAAGGAAUUGAAUGUGCUACAUAUGAAACAUUUAAUCCCGACUUUCCAGCAAUGUCGCUAGUAGAGGUGAAAGGCUUAGAUACAAAGCAAAACUCUUCAUAUGUCAAUAAGGAUGAAAGCACCGAACUUGUUGAACGUGUAAAACAUUUGCACGACCACUGGCCAAAACAUUUUGGUGAAAAGAACAUUGCAGUUGUUACUUCAUACCACGACCAGGUCAUUCUAAUCAGAACACUGCUGAGACAACGAUGUAUGAAUGAUAUUGUCGUUGAACACGUUCGCAAUAUUCAAGGGAGGCAGUUUAGAGUUAUAUUCAUUUCGACAGUCCGGACACGAAAAACCUUAAAUCUAGAUGAGGUAACGGCAAUCAAAGGGAAUGACUACAUUUCAACGCACAAAUAUGGUUUCUUGUCUGAUGUAAAGCUUCUAAACACUGCUUUCACACGUGCUAAAUCCAUGGUGGUAGUAGUCGGUGAUCCAGUCGCACUUUGUUCUGCUGGUGAAUGUUGUUUGUUUUGGAUCGAAUACGUCAAGCGUUGUGAGGAUCUCGGUGGUAUUUCACCCAAAAGUCUUACUUUUGAUAAAGUAAUGUACAAUACAAGACAAAAACUGGAUCCCAUGGCUAAAGCUUUUGAACCAUCCUUUUCGAUAGGAAAGGUGCAGACAUUAGUACCUGACCCUAACAUGUCGACAAAUGAAAAUAAAUAUAUACAGCAAAAGCCGAUGAUACCUCUAUCACAAAAUGACACAAAAUUAGGCCUACAGCUUGAUAAUUAUCGAAAAAAGCUAGCAGAACAGCAACGCGAAGCAAAACUAAAUGACGUAAUAUUGCGUGAGUUAAAAUUAGGAGAACAAAACGAUGAUUUCGAAGAGAACGACGAUAUUCAAAAAGAAAAAUCCAAGAAAAAGCCAAAGACUAGGCGUAAUUGGAAGAAAUUAGAAAACUAUGAACAAAUUAUAGAAGGACGGGAUAUUAAAUACAUUCCGUCUCGAGAAGACGGUGUAGUAGAGCAUUCCAGCGAGCAUUGGUUAGCUAUGUGUGAAAAGACACCAGAAAAAUAUAAGUACUGUACUUUUAAUAUUGAUAGCACAGGGAAUAUGUUUGCAAUUGAAAAGAACACGGGAAAGCAUAUUUGUAUAACAAGUGCAAGACGAAGGUGUACGGCGUUUGAAAAAGAUGCUGUUGUUGUUCAGAUAUUUGGCAAUGAUAAUAAUGAUUGCAGCGAUGAUAUCUGCGGCGCAGUAAAAUGCGUUGUCGAACGCCACUCCAAUCCACAUUUACAGGCGUUUGUCUGCAAAUUAGACACACGAACCAAUAACCUGAUGGUUCCACUCAACAAGUCUUUACCUAAAUUAGCUAUUCUUGGUAUGGAAAGCUCAACAUACCCGAAGGCACGAUUAAAAAUCUAUAAAGUCAGUGAUGGCCACGUGGACGAAGAGGAACUAUUAGUACCAACGGGCAUUGAAGAAGUAUCUAUCACAGACCGCCCUAAUGCUUUAUUCAUUGUAAGGUACCUAAAAUGGUAUCCGAAGUACAUUUAUCCCCUAGGAUGUGUGACAGAACGUCUGCCGCCAGGGGAUUCUCUUAAUAGGGGACUUCAAAUAAUUUCACUUGAACACAAUGUUGACGUCCAGGACCAAUGGAGUGAAUCAGUUAAAAAAGAAGUAAAAGAAAGUAAAAAAUUCAACGAAAAAUGGCGAAUUCCAGAAACCGAAAUCGGUGACAGGCUGGACUUACGAAAGGAGAGUGUAUUUACGAUCGAUCCUGUAGACGCAAAUGAUCUCGAUGACGCACUCAGCGUUACAAUAUUAUCUGAUGGUAAUUACAAAGUAGGUAUCCAUAUUUCGGAUGUUUCAUAUUUUGUUCAAAGACAAUCGGAAAUCGAUUUAGAGGCAAAGAAAAGAUGCAUCUCGCAUUAUCCGACCUCAGCAAAACCUAUUCCUAUGAUUCACAAAAACCUUAGCAGUAAUAAAUGUAGCUUAUUACCAAAUGAAGACAGGUUUACAAUAUCGGUGAUUUUCAAAAUCGACGAAGAAGGUUGUCCAGUAAAAGACAAAACAAACAUUGUGAGGUCCAUUGUUAAUUCCCGCAAUCAAUUUUCUUAUAAAGAGGUUGAAGAAAUAAUUCACAAAAGAUCUAAUGGACCAAGUGAAAACCUGACAAAGCAAAUAAGACUACUUAAUCAACUCGCAAUCAAAAGAAGAGAAACUAGAUUGAAAAGUGGCAGAUUCUGCUACUCUCACGAUGAUGUCACUAAUGACUUAGACUGUCCUCUAGCACAUUCACUUGUCGAAGAAUUCAUGUUACUUGCAAAUGAGACUGUUGCCACAUUUCUCACAGGAUCGUUUCCAAAAUGCGUCCCAUUAAGAAGACAGUUAUCUCCGGAUUCAAACAAAAUGCAGGAAUGGAUUCAAUCGUUCCAUGGGCCAAUCAAAAAUAGUUUAGAAAUGUCAGCUAAGAUAGCAGACUUGCCUGACGACUCAUCUAGUAACAUGACUUUGACCACAGAUGUUUGGAACGAGCUUGUCCGUUUGUUAAAGAUACAGCAGAAUAAAGAAGAAACUUCUGUGCCUAAACUAAGUCCCGACGAUGAAGACUUCUUUGAAAUGAUUGAUUUAGUGGCAAAUGACAUGCUGCAUCCCCAGCUAAUGUUAAUGAAAUUAAAGUAUUAUGACAUUCAAUGUAAGUCUGAUUACGUUUGUUCUGGUCGGGAUGACGAAAGGCAUCAUUCACUGUCACUGUCCCGUUACACACAUUUCACGUCGCCUAUUCGAAGAUACAUCGAUCUGGUUGUACAUCGCCUUCUCGUGGCAGCACUGGAAAAAAACCAACAACCUCCUUACACACCUAAAGAAAUUGAAGAUAUUUGUAAUUACAUGAACGAAAAGGCAUUGAAUGCGAAGCGUUUCCAUCGGCGAACAAAAGAUCUCGUUUUGGCACUUGAUCUAAAAAAGCAUGGCGCACUUCCCUAUCAACCAGUCAUCGACAGCGUAGAUGAUACAAAUAUAUACCUACAGUUCCCACAGUCCUACAUCAAUCGAUCCCAAACUCCUUUGAGUUUUAACCACUUGAAACCAUCUGAACGUGUUGUAACAACCAAUGAGAUGUCGACUGUAACGUGGAAGAUAAGUCUUUGCGAUGCAUGCGAUAAAUCGAGCCUCCUAUUGUCCGUGAAUAUGCAUGAACUUUCGCGACUGGACCCUGCUAGAUUUAUUGUCGAGAUGGAAAGCAAAAAUUGGCAGAAAUUAGUAGAUGCCAUUACAUCUGGAACCCAAACAGACGUGAGAAAUACUUUGGACAAUUGUAUGAAAAACAUUCACAUAAAAUGUGAAUCGAGAAAAGAGAAAAUGUUAGUAGACACGGUAAAAUACGAAAAAUUUGAAUGCAAGUUUCAACGCUUUGACGUAAUGCGGGUUCACCUAGCACCCGAGCUUCGAGAUGGGAUGCUUCAACCAACCAUCCAGCUUGUUAGUUUAGCUGAAAACAUAGAUGUGUGUCUGGAACAUCGCAAAAAUCCUGUUCUUUGUUUUUCUCAGCUUGCAGCUGAAGACCCUCGUGGUUCAAAAUUUAUUGAACGGUAUAGGACGACAUGGCUUUCAGUUCUAGCUAUGUGCUCAGCUUAUGGCGCAGUGCAUGAAGACAAUGCAACUAUUAUCAUAAAAGUGAACAUAGAAUGGCGGCCAGGUGACAACGGAUCAUUCACAGGCUCAUUUAAGCUACUGGAAGAAUUCUGUGAUUCCAACAUGUUACGAUUUUUCAGAAAAUCAAUUAAAAAGAAAGGAAAAGAGAAUCAAAAUGACGAUACAACUGAUACUCGUGCGUUGGACUACCUUUGCGUACGUUACUCUAAUCUUCAGUGUCCGCCUCGCCCUCAAGGUAGCAAACCGACACAUUUGAGAGGAAAAUCAACAUAUGUUUGGGUUGGACAUUGUUAUACAACUGCUGUAAAUGAUAUUGUUGAAUCAAAUAAAACGUAUUUGAUGGUGAAAUUGCAGCUUAAUCAAUCUGCCAUACCAUUACCAUUUGUUCAAAUAAGGACACAAGGAGCUCUAUGUACCGUAGAGCUAAUCCCUAAAAGUCCACCAGAUAGGCGGACAGAAGCAGCAGUGCUCGAUUUAGACCCAAGUCGUUCUGAAACGUCUCUGGCAAGAUGCAUUGUCCUUCAACAGAAAAUUAUUUCAAAUAGAGUUAUUGAAGGCGGAGAAAGUCUGAACAGAAUCUGCAGGAAUUGGAAGAUACAUUCUAUCCCAAGGUGUCACAACGCAUCUGCCCUUCCACAUCCAAACUUUCCACAAAGAAAUGCAAUCGAGAAGGCAAUUUCACAGACGUUUACUGUUAUUCAAGGUCCUCCAGGUACUGGGAAGAGCGUGACAGGUUCACAGCUUGCAUUUUUCUUUGCUCAAAUAAAUAAAAGCGUGGAAGCAAUUAAUCGACCCCAAGUCCUGUACUGUGGCCCAUCAAACAAGUCUGUUGAGGUCGUUGCAGGUUACCUGAAACGAUUGUCAGAUAUUAGGGCGGUUCGUGUUUACAGUGAAAGCAUUGAGGAUAAAGAUUACCCAAGGCCCUGGCUUGCAAAGUCCAAACGGAAGUUUUCCAUGAUGGAAGCGUCAAUUGAUCCGAAAAAUCGCGAUAUAGCCCUUCAUCACCUAAUACGCCAAAGAGGAAAUCCAUAUUCAUGCAAAAUAGAACGAAUGGAGGCGAAGUUUACCAAACGGAUAGAGGAAUACAGAAAGGCUACAUCGAGAAAAUCCAAUUAUAAAUAUGACGCUCAAACUAAUAGACAAUUGACACUAGAAAUUACAAAAGAGGAAUUAAAAGCAUACAAAGCACUAAUUAUGAUUGCUAAGAAAGAAGAACUGCAAAAGUACGAUGUCAUCCUGUCAACGUGUAAUGUUGCCGGAGCCUCAGAAAUAAGAAGAUUCUGUAACAUUAUUGAAUGUAUCAUCGACGAAGCGGGAAUGUGUACUGAGCCAGAGACUCUGAUUCCACUAGUUGCAUGCACACCGCACAAAGUUGUCCUCAUCGGAGAUCACAAGCAACUUCGACCCAUUGUCCAGGAACCAAACGCGAGAGAACUUGGAAUGGAAAUAUCACUAUUAGAACGGUAUGCUGACGAGGCUAUCAUGCUUAACAUACAAUAUCGUAUGCAUUCCAGCAUAUGUGACUUUCCAUCACAACAAUUCUACGACGAAAAACUGAAGACGGAUAUAUCGGUCAGUAAAAGGAAGCCAGACACCUUAAACUGGCCAACAAGAGACGGUAAUAAGGAGUACCAUACAUUGUUCUGUCAUGUCGAAGGUAAGGAGGAAUCGCAAACAGUAAAAACCGAAGAGGGUAACGAGAACAGCAAAUGCAAUCAACAAGAAAUAGAAUGCUUGAUGAAAGUUGUGCAGAAGCUAUUGGAGAAAAGAAUUAUAGCGAAGGACAUUCUGGUCUUGACACAGUAUCGGUUACAAUUAAGUGAAAUAAAGACUAGGCUAGAUAAGGACAGUAGAACACGUGAAGUACGAGCCGCAACCGUCAUCACAAGUCAAGGAAGUGAGAGUGAUUACGUCAUAAUGUCGACUGUGCGAUCCAUUCCAUUGGAGCAAAUUGAGGAAAAGCCAACUAUCGGUUGGAAAAGGAAGUUCCUUGGCUUCAUUAUAGAUGAAAACCAAACAAAUGUUGCCCUCACGCGAGCAAAACGAGGCCUAAUUUUGAUUGGUAAUAAACAUCUGUUAGAGACACAUGGAACUUGGGGAAACUUAAUAAAAUCGUAUGAAGACAGAGGAUGUCUGAUGUACAAUAUGGAUUUCUUGACGACUUUCUGAAAGUGUAGCCAUACAAGUUGUAUUGACGGAGAGAGAGAGAUGAUAACGAUUUCAAUCUCAAAUUCAACUUUUUAUUUUCUGAACUUCGUUGCUAUAAUAAAGAUACAGCAUAACAUAGUACAGUACUUAUCAUCAGCUGUCUGAUUAGUCUGUGGUAUAUGUACUAUACUUAUAUAGCAUUUAUAUGCAUUUUUUUACUCUCUUUUGUGGUACAUUUACCACAUUUAUUCAUCCAUAAUACAUAUCAGAUAUUCCGUAAGAGACAUAUACCAAGGGUUGUUUCCUUAUAUCGUUGUAAUAAAAGAUAAUUCUUUAGAAAAUCUGAAUAUAUUUACAAUUAGACAAGCAUAUUUAAACCGCUCAUAUAGUGGUAUAAACAACAUCAGUUACUGACUCAUAUAAUCAUGGCAUGACUUUGAUUUGGAUAUCAAGCAUUGUUAAGUUUGUUUUUGGGGUUUUUUUUCGUAUUCAUAAACGUGAUGUUUGUUUUCAUACAAAUGAUGAUUAAUAUCGUUCUUCUGAUCACAACAAAAAAUUCACAAUUUUUUUUCCUUUUGCAUGAAUCUUAGAUAUAAGUAAACUGUAAGUUAACGUACAGUUCAAUACACAUAAUUCCAUCUGAUCUUAACACAAGAACAAUCAUAUCAGAGCCUGAAUGCCUGAUCAAAAUAGUACAUACGUUUAUAUAUGCAUAGGUCCUCAAUAUAUAUAUAUAUAUGUAUAUAUAUAUAUAUAUUAUCCUUUUCUUUAUUUAUUUAUAUAUAAGUGUAAUGAUAUAUACAUACCUAAACACACACAUAUAGAUACAUGCAUACAUUUACAUAUAUGUACAUACAGUACGGUACCUACACACAAUCCCAAAAGUAUAUGCAAAUAUGCAUACAUACACACAAUUACAGACACAUAUAUAUGCUUAAAGUUUUCGUUUUAUGUCAAUAUUCAAGUGUAUAUACUGUAGCAUUUCACAUCCAUAAGUAGGUAAACAUACAGUUACAUACGUUAGUCAGGAUCUCAACCAUGAUACUUAUGCAGUUAUUCCCAUAGUUAAAUUAAGAAAUCCUUGAAUUUGCUUGCUUUGGCUGAUGUGGUAUUUUCUUGCAACUUUUUCCUGUAUUUAAGUUCAGCUAAAAGCAUUGGUAUAAUAGGUUUUAAUAACUGUAUAUUGUUUUCACGUGACUUUAGCCAUGUGGAAUAACAAAUGCGGCUAAUGUAAUAAAUUCAUUUACGACAUUGUAUUUAUCAUUAAUAUCGUCGAUUCCCUUAACUACUACGUUCAUAUUUAUAUCGAAUAAAAAUCCAUUUUUUUUGCAGCAA